This is a messenger RNA of Schistosoma margrebowiei, 2466 nucleotides long. Lineage: Eukaryota; Metazoa; Platyhelminthes; Trematoda; Strigeidida; Schistosomatidae. The record is from the annotation of a GenBank genome assembly.
AUGUCUGUAAUUACAUGGGACCACGUUGACAAUCAGCAAACGUUACUAACAGAAAAACAACUAGAGUCAGUAUUUCUGCUGAAUUCACUGAAUUCAAUACACGGAGAAACUACAGUAAGCAGUACUACUAGUCAUACCACCUUCAAUGCUAAUCAGACUGACAAAUACGAGUAUCAAACUACCCAACAUGAUGUGUCUAUACAAUCAGCCUCACAUUUCUAUUCAUGGCUGUGGUCUGUUGAACAAAAACUUAGUGCUGAAAUACCUGAAGUACCAAGCGAAUUUUUGACUUUUUUAUCUCGUAAAAAAUUGGAAUGUUCAAAAGUUUUAAGCAUCGUUGAAGAAAUUUUGUCUAAAUUAUCGAUUUUGGAAAAUAAUUACUUAAGCAUAUCGCAGAGCACAAAUGAAUUACAUGAGUUGUGCGAACAUCUAUUAAGGCAACAAAAUGAAAUGAUUGAAUAUGCUAGUUCAAUUGAAGAAUGUCUAGCCAAUUUUGUUCAAGUGGAUAUGUUACAAGCUGAACUUGGAGUUUCCAAUUUCGUCGUAUCUCGUGAGAAGUUGCUGCCAAUUCUAAAUAAACUUGAUUCAAGUUUACUUUAUUUCCUAGAACAUCCAAAUUUCAAAGAAUCUCCAAACUAUUUAAUCAAGGUGAAAUCCUCGCUUAAAAUAGCUCUUGAAUACAUUAAAAGUAAUGUAACUAAUGUCAUAGAAAGAACCAUAAAUGAGCUUCUGGAAUUGCAUGAUGUUAUCAGCCCUGAUAACUCAUUUAUUUUACUUUACGGACGAUUUCGUUCACAAGGACCGAAAAUACGCUCGUUGAUGACACUUUUAGAAGAAAGAAUACACGUUACUGAUGAGUAUGCUCAGGUAAUUCAAGAGUGUCAUAAAUUUUACUUACAUCAUCGAGAAGAGUUAUUGACACCUGUUGCACAAAAUGGAGUUUCAGAUCUACUUCAAAAAUAUACUGGUGAUCAUUGUACACUACUUCGCACUGCUGGAACAUUCAUAUUACAUAUGUGUGAAGAUGAAAUGCGUUUGUUUAAUCAAUUCUUUUCAUCAAACUUUUCACAAUCAAUUAAUCAAAUGUUGUCUAAAUUAUGUCGAUGUUUGUAUGAUGCUGUUAGACCUUUAAUAAUUCAUAUCAAUCACGUUGAAAUAUUAUCUGAACUUUGUGAUAUAUUGAAAGAUGAAUUACUUCAACAAGAUGAUCCUAAAAAGACAACUAAUUCACCAGAUAUGAUGGCAUUUACUGACCUCUGUGGAAUGUUGUUGGCUGAUAUUCAAGAAAGAUUAAUAUUUCGUGCAUAUAUAUAUAUUAAAUCACAAAUUUUUGGUUUUGUUCCAAGUCCUGGAGAUCUUUCUUACCCUGAAAAAUUGGAAAUGAUGAACGACAUAGCAAAAAGUAUCUCGAUGCCUAUUGAUUCAAACAAUUCACCGGAUAAAGAAAAGGAGCAUGAAAACUCUGAGGAAAUUGUCGCAGAAAGUGAUUCUUCCGAGUCCAAUUUACAGAAUAAAUCUACUACUUCUGAUUUGGCAAUUCAACCUGGACCUAAUAUGUCUUUAGCUCCAGCAGAUUUACAUGGUAUGUGGUAUCCAACAGUACGUCGUACUUUGGUAUGUCUCUCAAAACUCAAUCGUUGCCUAGAUGCUGAUUCGUUUCGUGGUUUAGCCCAAGAAUGUGUAUCCAUGUGCGUUCAGUCAUUAGUUAAAGCAAGUGAUUCAAUUAGUCUCCGUCGGACAACCAUUGAUGGUCAAUUAUUUCUUAUCAAACAUUUGUUAAUACUUCGUGAACAAAUGUUACCAUUUGGCAUUGAAUUUUUAGUUAAAGAAACUAGCCUAGAUUUUUCUCCAUAUAAAAAUGUAGCACGUAGUAUUUGGGAGCAAAAAGGAACUGGGUUAUUCUCAUUAAAUAAAGAAAAUGCAUUAUUACGAUUUCUAUUAGAAACUCCAAACGCUAUUGAUAUUGAAUUGGAUUCUAGACGUCAGUUAGAUAGUCAAUUAAAAUAUACUUGUGAACUACUUAUUGAACAACAAGUUUUACAAUUAACCGGCGAAAUGUCAAAUUUUCUUAAGCGGGCUCAUUCAAUUCUAGCCGCUCCAGGUGCACGUCUUGCUGACCAACCGUUCGCAAAUCCAUCAUACAUAAAGGAAAUAGUUUCGAAUGCGCACCGAUCACUCUGUAUAGCACUUGGUCGUAGUUCUAGUUCAAAUCGUCCUGAUACAGUAAAACACCAUACUGUGCCAAAUUUACGAAACUGUCUACAUAUUUAUCUAGCUAAUCCAGAUACAGAAAAUAUCUUAUUACGUCGUAUUCAGUCAGGUAUUAUAUCACAAUGGAGAUCUAUGUAUCAAUUGGUAACUGAUCAUUAUAAUGAUGAAGAUCGUAUAAUAAUCGGUUGUCCAACAGAAAGUCAAAUUCGACUUAUAUUUCAAGAUAUUUGGAAUCGUCCAGUUCUUUCAUCAUAA